CAGCCACGCCUCUGCGCGUUUUCCUCCGCGCUGAUUUCAUACGAAACUCAUACUUGGCAUUCCGCCUUUUUCUGUCAAACACGAUUUUUUUCACCCCAUCAGAAUAAAUCUUCAGAUCCAGGUUUGCUGUGAGAACGUGUCCAGAGUGGAGUGUGUGUCCGUGGCAGCAGAGCACAGAAGCCUUUGUAAGGUGUGUUGUGGCUGGAGCCGUCAUCAUUGCUUCCGAGUGGAGUUGCCGUGGCAGCCCUGAUGGGGCACAGGAGGAUGGAGGCUCUGGAGAGGGACUGGGGGAGGUGGCAGACCGUGGAUUGGAUGGUGAUCCUGAGGGGGUCUGGAGUCCAGACAUUGAACAGAGUUUUCAGGAAGCUCUGGCCAUCUACCCUCCAUGUGGCAGAAGGAAGAUCAUACUGUCAGAUGAGGGCAAGAUGUAUGGUCGAAAUGAGUUGAUAGCCCGCUAUAUCAAGCUACGCACUGGGAAGACACGCACACGCAAACAGGUGUCUAGUCACAUUCAGGUUCUGGCACGUAAGAGGGUACGAGAAUACCAGGCAAGCAUCAAGGUCUCUAGUCACCUACAAGUUUUGGCCAAACGAAAGUCUCGUGAGAUUCAGUCUAAACUCAAGGCCAUGAACUUGGACCAGGCAUCCAAAGACAAAGCACUGCAGACUGUAGCAAACCUCUCAUCGGCUCAGAUUGUCUCUGCUAGUGUAAUGAAACUUCAGGCUCCCUUCCCUCCGCCAGUCAGAUUUUGGCCCAGCCCUUUGCCAGGACAACAUGGACAUUCUCAGGACAUUAAACCCUUUGCACAGGCACCGUACACUACAUUACCAGCUCCUGUCCCUGCACCAAUCAAUUAUGAGCCGCUGCCACCUGCUCGUCCAACAGCUAUUGCAGCUCCUGUAUGGCAAGACAGAACUAUCGCCUCAGCGAAGCUACGGCUACUGGAGUACUCUGCAUUUAUGGAGACCCACCGAGAUAGAGAAACGUUUAAACACCUUUUUGUGCACAUUAGUCAGUCAAACCCAUGCUACAGUGAUCCCAUGUUGGAGUCUAUAGAUGUGAAGCAGAUCUAUGACAAGUUUUCUGAAAAGAAAGGAGGCUUGAAGGAACUUUACGAAAAAGGACCACACAAUGCAUUUUUCCUUGUCAAGUUCUGGGCAGACCUGAGCAGUGACAUUGAGGAGGGUUCUGGUGUGUUCUACGGAGUGAGCAGCCAGUACAGCGGAACAGAAAACAUCACCAUCAGUGUCUCAACAAAAGUCUGCUCCUUUGGAAAACAGGUGGUGGAGAAGGUUGAGACCGAAUAUGCUAAUAUGGAAGGAGGGAAGUAUGUUUUCCGCAUCCACCGUUCGCCCAUGUGUGAAUACAUGAUCAACUUCAUCCACAAACUCAAACACCUGCCAGAGAAAUAUAUGAUGAAUAGUGUUCUCGAGAACUUCACCAUCUUACAGGUUGUCUCAAACAGAGAAACUCAGGAGACUCUGCUGUGCGUGGCCUUCGUCUUUGAAGUGUCCACCAGUGAGCAUGGAGCACAGUACCAUGUCUAUCGGCUCGUCAAAGAUUAGCACAUAAUGUGCACACACAGACUGUUGAUACACACAGUAGAAUCACUACGCUCACUCCACCACACAGAUUCCCACUUCUGUACAUACCUUUGUAACAGACCAACGGUUGUCCCGCAGUCACACCU
This is a messenger RNA of Thalassophryne amazonica, 1690 nucleotides long. RefSeq names its product TEA domain family member 3 a (gene tead3a). The record is from RefSeq and is a predicted model, not a curated record. Gene Ontology annotation, biological process: hippo signaling; regulation of transcription by RNA polymerase II; embryonic organ development. The transcript is spliced from 14 exons. Gene Ontology annotation, cellular component: transcription regulator complex. Gene Ontology annotation, molecular function: DNA-binding transcription factor activity, RNA polymerase II-specific; RNA polymerase II cis-regulatory region sequence-specific DNA binding. NCBI's taxonomy places the organism in Eukaryota, Metazoa, Chordata, Actinopteri, Batrachoidiformes, Batrachoididae. Bases 426 to 1565 code for a protein of 379 amino acids.